Olea europaea var. sylvestris is the source of this 575-nucleotide messenger RNA. RefSeq names its product universal stress protein Slr1101-like. The record is from RefSeq and is a predicted model, not a curated record. The transcript has 3 exons. NCBI's taxonomy places the organism in Eukaryota, Viridiplantae, Streptophyta, Magnoliopsida, Lamiales, Oleaceae. The coding region runs from base 36 to 401 and encodes 121 amino acids.
AGUCGAGGACCAUUAUUGAAAUUUUCUUGAUUCUUAUGCAUUUAUUUAUUUUUUGUGUUGGUUUGAAGAACCAGAUUGUUUACGAUACGACCCAGGUUCUUAUGGAGAAGCUUGCAGUGGAGGCUCUUGAGGUUGCUAUGGUAAAGUCGAAGGCUAGGAUCGUGGAAGGAGAUGUAGGGAAGGCAAUUUGCAAGGAAGCAGAGAGGUUGAAGCCUGCUGCUGUUGUUCUUGGCACCAGAGGCCGAAGCUUGAUGCAAAGUGUGCUACAAGGCAGCAUUAGUGAAUAUUGCUUCCACAAUUGUAAAACUCCACCCGUCAUUAUUGUGCCCGGAAAAGUUAUAAUCUCUCUGUUAACCCAAAUUGUUGAACUUUUUAGUUUUAAGUCUUACGAAGUGAUAUAAAUUUUAUUCAAUAACAGAGGCAGGGGAAGAAUCUGUUGUGUAAUGGAGCAGGCAAAGAUGAGUAACUCCAAUGAAUCCUUGUCCCGCAUGUUAGUGUUAACUGCAGCUGUUUCUUGAGAGCAAAUAUCCGUUCAGAAUGAUUGUGUGUGUAUGUUUAUAUGGAUUAGAUUUUUA